GGAGCAACGAAACACAGGGGCAACAAGAAACAGACAGACAGUUCAUGGUGAGAUUCCAGCAGAACUGCGUGGUCAGCUUGCAUUAGCUCCUCCGCGAUUGGUUUGACCAGGAGAGGAAACAGAGAAGGAUACAAAUCGCUCAAGCCAUUAAAAAAAAUGGAACGGUGACGGCGCACAUGGAUGCUCCCAGCUCCUACUACUUAGCUGCCGAGGCGGCGGAUCGACCGAUCGAGUAGCUACAUACUGGGCGCGCGCCGCGAUCGAGAAACAGAGAGUGGAUCACGGUCGCUGACCUCUGCCCUCCCCACUCCACGCGCGCUCGCGGAUCUCGGUCGCGUCGCGCGCCAUGGCCAGCGGCGGGGCGCCGUGGCUGGAGCGGUGCGGGCCGAGCGUGGGGAUGGUGCUGGUGCAGCUGUUCUACGCGCUGGUGGACGUGGCGCUGAAGACGGCGUACGGGCUGGGCAUGCGCCCCAUCGUCUUCGUCGCCUACCGCCAGGGGAUCGCCGCCGCCACGCUCCUCCUCGCGUCGCUCGCCGCCAGGGGGUGCACGCUGCGGCCCAUGGCCGUCGGCGCGCGGGGCUUCGCGCUGCUCUUCGCGGCGUCCCUAGCCACCGCCACUGGCCAGUACUUGUACCUCCAGGGCCUCCACCUGGCUUCGCCGUCCAUGGCCAGGGCCACCACCAACCUCGCUCCAGGCAUCACCUUCGCCAUUGCCGCCGUCAUCGGGCUAGAGAAGGUGGACAUCAGGAGCCCGAGGAGCGUGGCCAAGAUCGUCGGCACCGCCAUCUGCCUCGCGGGAGCAGCAUCCAUGGCGUUCUUCAAGGGCCCGGCGCUCCUCGGCGCGGCUCUUCCCUCGACCACCAGCGACAACAGCGACUGGGUCAAGGGAGGCAUCUACCUCGUGGGAAACGCCAUCUGCGUCUCCAUCUGGUACAUCUUGCAGGUGCCCGUCUGCAAGUCGUACCUGGACCCUGUGUCUCUGGCGACCUGGAUGUGCCUCCUGGCCACCUUGCAGUGCGCCGCCAUGGCGCUGUUCCUGGAGCCCAACAACUACCUGGAGAUCUGGAAGCUGAACUCGCUCUGGGAGUUCCCCUGCAUCCUGUACGGAGGCGUGUUUGCCUCUGGCGCCAACUUCUUCCUCCAGUCGUGGUGCAUAGCGGUGAAAGGGCCCCUCUACAGCGCCAUCUUUACGCCGCUGAGCGCCGUCAUCACGGCGACACUGUCCACGCUCUUCCUGAACGAACAGCUCCAUGUUGGAAGCGUCCUAGGUGCGGUUACGAUCAUCGCGGGGCUGUACGUCGUGCUAUGGGGUAAAGCGGAAGAUGCGAACGGCGGACAGGUCGGAUCCAAGCAGACGGCAGAUGCGGAUGGCAUCGCUGUCACAGUAGACACUCCGACCAAUCUUUCAGAACCGUUGCUACCGACAGUGGCUGAGCCAGUGUUUUGAACUUGAGUCUUGGGAUUUGGGAAUACCCAAGUUCAAAGGGAAAUUUUUUUCCCCAAUGCAUAACAAUAUAGGAUUUCUUAUUCGUUUUUGAAGUCCAAAAGAAAUCUACAGGAAACAAAUGUGCGUACUAUCAAA
Messenger RNA from Zea mays, 1582 nucleotides. RefSeq names its product WAT1-related protein. Bases 347 to 1447 code for a protein of 366 amino acids. The record is from RefSeq and is marked validated. NCBI's taxonomy places the organism in Eukaryota, Viridiplantae, Streptophyta, Magnoliopsida, Poales, Poaceae. The transcript is spliced from 6 exons. Gene Ontology annotation, cellular component: membrane. Gene Ontology annotation, molecular function: transmembrane transporter activity.